UAGCGGUGGUUCUUCUCCAACAUCACAAGAGUCUCCCAACUCUUUGUUAGUCCGCACUUCUGUUUGGUUGUGCAGCCAGGCUCCAAGGAAGAGAUUAGAGCAGAAAUCUCUGUAUGCUUAGAAUUUUCUAAGUCCACUCCCCAAGGACACUGAUGGAGGUAAAGAUCUUAUCAGGAGAUCUGUAUUUCUUAUCAGGUCCAUUAGUGGCCGACAGAGGACAAUUCGGGCAUGUCAGAGCAUAUAUAACUAGGAGCUUCUGGCCACCACUGCAUGCCCAGGAAUUGCUAUUUCCUGAGUACCUGGACCCAGGAAAGAAGCAUGAAGUGGCUUGUGAUAUUCGGGCUGGUGGCCUUCUCAGAGUGCUUAGUCACGAUCCCUCUAAGGAAGGUCAAGUCCAUCCGAGAAAACCUCAGGGACAAGGGCUUGCUGAAAAAUUUCCUGGAGAACAUUCUCAUGACCGAUCCAGAACCGCCUGCCGAAGAGUCUGCCCCUCAGAAGAAUAUCUCUCAACAACCCCUGAGAAACCACUUGGAUAUGAUCUACGUGGGCAACAUCACCAUCGGAACACCCCCCCAGCAGUUCAGCAUGGCCUUUGACACGGGCUCAUCUGACACAUGGGUGCCCUCUAUCUACUGCCAAAGCAUGGCAUGUGUUACACACAACACCUUCGACCCUUUCCAAUCCACCACCUUUCAGUUGCCAGGCAUCGUCAUCGAUCUGCAUUACGGCUCUGGGACAAUGACCGGACUCCUUGGCUAUGACACCAUUCAGAUGGGGGACCUUAUCAUCAAGAACCAGACAUUUGGCUUGAGCCUGACAGAGGAUGACAUAGUCUUUGAACAUGCAAUCUUCGAUGGCAUCCUAGGCCUGGGCUAUCCCAGCCUCGCCAUCAAAGGGACCACCCCCAUCUUCGACACUAUAAUGAAUCAAAGCCUCAUUUCUGAGCCUGUCUUUGCCUUCUACUUGAGCACCGAAACAGAGUUAGGCAGCGUGGUGAUGUUUGGCGGCGUGCUCGACUGUUACUACAAAGGAGACCUCAAGUGGGUGUCCCUGUCGAAACCCCACUACUGGCAGAUACCCUUGGAAAGGAUCAGCAUGAAAGGGAAGAUUGUUGCAUGUAAACGCGCUUGUCAGGCCGUUGUGGAUACUGGGACCUCGUUGAUGAUUGGCCCAAGGAAACAAGUCUACAACAUCCAUAAGCGCUUCAGUGGCUAUUACCUCCAGGACCUGUACGUAAUCCCAUGUCAAGACAUCAACACCCUCCCUGACAUCGUCUUCACCAUUGAGGGCAUCGACUACCCAGUGCCAGCUCGAGCCUAUGUUCAAAAGAGUGCUAGAGGACUGUGUGUGAGUACCUUUCAAGGACGGAGAAGUAGGUCAACCCGCAAGCAACUCUGGAUCCUGGGGAACGUCUUCUUAAGGUUGUACUUCACCGUUUUUGAUCGAGGACAGAACAGGAUUGGCCUGGCUCCUGCUGUAUAAAUGCUGGGGCUGCUUCCAGAAACAAUCAGGCCCAACCCCCAAACACACAUUCACUCACACCUAGGGCAUUCUCGCCCAGGGAGUGUGGCUUGAACAGCUUUGGUGCGUGGCAAAGCCCUGUUCUCAGUGAAGAAUAAAGGAUUGCCUUUGCAACCAACUGGGGCCGCUCUUUGAGUCAGGGUGAUGCUUCAUGACUGCGCAGGACUUGAUGACAUAGUCUGAACCACAAGUGAGAGGAGCCCACCUCCACGAGAUUUCCAAAGGAAGGGCAGACUUCUUGGAAGGAUACUGGGGAUUGGGGAUGCAGGAACCAGAGCAGAUCCAAAGAUCUCAGUGACUGGACCCAAGUCGUCUAGCCUCACCGCUUUCAUUGCUCAGGCUUCUAAUCAUAUGGAAGAACUCCACAGAGGCCUGCCCAAGGGUUUUCUCUCCCUAAGGUAUAUCUAAGCCCUAGGGAAACAAGCACGGAAAAGAUCCAGGAGACAAGGGAUGCUCUGACUGGCCCACCUGAGGUCAUGGGUCCAACCCCAGACCAACCAUCGUGGAGGAGGUCAUGGGGUACCAUGAUUGGCUUAACUGGGUCACAUGGCCUCGCAGGGCAGCGUCUGACUGACAGGGUUCUCCAGAACCAUGUGACUGGACGGGGGAGAAUGGCCUCAAAGGUAGUGUGGCAGAGGGAUGUUCUAUUUCAAGGAAGAGUUUGGGACUACUGCAGCAAUUCUGUCACUUUCUCAGAGGGGUGGUAAGGGGUAAGAAAAGGCGAAGCAAGGAGUUCCUGGGUGGCCUGGCAGUUAGGGAACGGGAUUGUAGCUGGGG
This is a messenger RNA of Sus scrofa (pig), 2298 nucleotides long. Its product is annotated as pregnancy-associated glycoprotein-like. The record is from RefSeq and is a predicted model, not a curated record. NCBI's taxonomy places the organism in Eukaryota, Metazoa, Chordata, Mammalia, Artiodactyla, Suidae. Gene Ontology annotation, molecular function: aspartic-type endopeptidase activity. Gene Ontology annotation, biological process: proteolysis.